This is a messenger RNA of Misgurnus anguillicaudatus (oriental weatherfish), 1550 nucleotides long. RefSeq names its product iodothyronine deiodinase 1 (gene dio1). Gene Ontology annotation, biological process: thyroid hormone metabolic process. NCBI's taxonomy places the organism in Eukaryota, Metazoa, Chordata, Actinopteri, Cypriniformes, Cobitidae. Gene Ontology annotation, molecular function: thyroxine 5'-deiodinase activity. The record is from RefSeq and is a predicted model, not a curated record.
CAGCAGAUUUUGAUUUUUGACCUGUACAAUCGAUUUUUUUUAAACAAUGUUGUUUUUCGCAACAACAUAACUAAGGUUUAAAGUCGAUGUUCAUGAAGUAUUGCUUCGAUUAAACGUGGAUAAAAAUAAAGCAACCUCGCAGUAUGGGGACCGCGGUGGGAUUUGCGUUUAGAAAACUUUUAGUUUAUUUGUCGGCUGUGGUCAUGGUUUGCUUUGCGGUCAUGCAGAUGUUCUUGCUUAAACUAAUAUCAAUCGUAUCUCCGGGCCUGGCGAAAAACAUGCUAUUAGAACGCGGAAAGAAGUCUACGAUGACCCAAAAUCCCAAAUUCAAAUUUGAAGACUGGGGUCCGACGUUCUUUUCUUGGGUGUUCGUUAAAACCGUGUUCUCCGUGAACUGGUGCUCGCUUGGCCUCGAGGCGUUUGAGGGACACGCGGCUCCAGAUACGCCUGUUUAUACUGUGGAUAGACAGAAAACAAGUAUUCAGCGUUACCUCAAAGGUAACCGUCCACUGGUUCUGAGUUUUGGAAGCUGCACAUGACCCCCAUUUCUUUACAAACUUGAUGAGUUCAAACAGCUCGUCAAGGAUUUCAGUGAUAUGGCAGAUUUCCUGGUUGUUUACAUCGCUGAGGCUCAUGCAACCGAUGGCUGGGCCUUUGCAAACAAUGUUGACAUCAGUGUACAUAAAAACUUGGAAGAGAGACUGGCCGCAGCCCGGGUCCUGGUCGGAGAAGACCCUCUUUGCCCUGUCGUAGUGGACGAAAUGAGCAACAUCACUGCCAGCAAGUACGGUGCUCUUCCCGAGCGUCUGUACGUCCUUCAGGGUGGGAAAGUUAUCUAUCAGGGUGGCAUUGGUCCUUGGGGGUACAAGCCUGAAGAAGUCCGUAAAGUUCUGGAGAGAAUGAAAUAAAAAAAACGGAGUAUAGGGAAAAAUUGAGGAAUGGGGGUUUAAAAGUCAGCACAUUUAUGUUAGGGUCUAUUAAGUGGAAAAUUCAGUUCAAAUAAUGCAAAUGAAAUCCUUUCUCUAAGUGAAAUUACUUGCAAAGCAUUAAACAUGUUCCAAUAUAAACACAAAGAUAACAUUAAAAAAAAUUACUGUUUAUAUUUCUAGAAUUCUGACAUUAUAGUAUUUGUGCUCAUUUCCAGUUUUCCUGUGUUUGCUUGUGAAAGAUACAGAAUAAACCAACCGGUCUCUGUAACUUGAUGUGUCAAACACAGCGAAACAUGAAAUUGAGGCAGGACAUAAAACAGCAUUAUUAGAUGUAUUUUUAUCUUUCUUAUCUAUAUCAAUAUAUAAGCUGUUUGUUUAAUUAUUUCUUUCUAUUGUUUUCAGCUAUCAAUGCAAAUGCAUGAUUGCCAUACCAGCAUUCAAUUUAAUAACCAUAAUCUUGUUUCUCAUCAGAGACAUGCUUAUCUUGUUUUGUACAAUUCAACUUGUGACUGUAAACAAUAAUUUCAGGUAUAAUCUUUGCUAUCUGUAAAUUGAUAAUUCAGUCAUUAGUCAUAAGUUUAAGCAGCAUUGAUUUGAAAUUAUACUGACCAAAACCAUUAA